AUCAAUCAUCAAACAAAAACAAAUCAAUGAAUUAAAACAAUCAUUCAUUGAUUUAAUCGCCUUCAACAAAUUCACUAAUCACAAUAUACCGAAUCAUUCUCUUAGUUUUUACUUUCUUUAUUUUGCAAGAAGAAUCUCAGAGAUAUGGAAUUCAAAGCGCGUGAUUAUAAAGCUAAAGAAGAAGCUUACUCUCUAUCAGUUACUCGAGUUUCAGUUUCUUCACAUCCUUUAUCUUCAUUAUCAUCAUCAUUAUCAUCGUCAUGUUCGCAGGAUGACGUGAAUAUUGAAUUCUUUGAUCCGUUAAGGGGGGUGUCAAUGGAAAUCACGGAGCCUGUUGAAGAUAUGGCUGCUGCAGAAAAGAGUCCUGCUAGUCAAGCAGCCUCUCAUCUCCCUGCAAAGGAAUGGACAUCUUUUACUAAGCUAUUAAUGCAGAGAUUCCCUGUGCCAAAAAUGAUACCAGUUUCUUCGUUGUCAAGCAAAACUAUAAAAGGGAGUAAGGGAAUUGUAGAACUAUCAACAAAGAUGCAGUCAGAUGAACUGAAUGAUUCUCAACCAUUGUCUGAAGGAGGAUUUAAGAGUGUUACCCAGCAGGAAUAUAUCAAACGCCUGCAUCAACUUAAAGACGAGAUUAUGCGUGCUUGGCGAUCUGAUGAUCGUGUGACAUCUUUAAAGAUGUCAACUAAGGUUGCUAGGCUUCUGAUGGACACUUCUGUGGCCCAAUUUUACCCAACGUUAUUUGUUCUAGCUACUGAUAUACUGGACAUGCUAGGUGAUAUGGUAUGGGAGCGGAUUAGGGAAAAAGCCGAAUUUGCAGAUGACGGGACCAAAAUAUGCACUUUACCAGAUGACUUUAAAGCAAGUAAUAUAUGCCUUGAAGCCAAAGAGACAUGCAAUAACUGGUUCAGAAAAGUUGCUUCUGUCCACGAGCUUCUUCCACGCAUUUAUCUCGAACUUGCAAUAUUUUCAUGCUGGCGGUUCCUGCGUGAUGAUGUUGUGGAUAACCUGAUGCGUUUGGCUACAAUGAUAAGAGGGAUUGCAGAUCCACUGGCAUCUGCCUACUGCCGCUUCUUUUUGAUUCACUGUGCCCAGAAACUCUCUCAAUGCCAUUCGGGGCAUCUGAUAUCUUGCAUUAAUGACCAAAACGUUGUACUUGCACGUAUUGUGUCCACGAAAGAAACUAAGUAUGGGAAUUUUUUGGGAGAUCAAAGAUUGCUUAUCAGCUUGAUGGAACCAACGAUUGAAUAUAACAUGAGAUGUAUCUUUAAAGAUCCAACCCAGGUUGCAAAUAUGAUUGUGAGACUUGAUUUAGGGAAGAAUCCAUCAGAGAUAAAUGGAAAAGUUCCUUGGAUAUCAAUUAUCCUCCAUUAUUUACUUAAGGAACUUCCAACUGAAGUAGUGUGUACUAAUGCUUUAGAAAUUCUUCACCUUGUUGAUUGCAGCAGUGAUUGUUCAUAUGACCAGUGUUCAAAUUACCAGAUGCUUGGACUAAAGCUCUGUGAGGGAAUAUUCCAAGUGAAUGCAGUUAAUGCAGUAAUCGAUGAAGUUAUUCGGGUUGCUACCAAAAGGAAGAGUCUUGAUGAGUACUUGAAGAUCUUGGAUGCUUUUAUGGAUAUUAUUCUUCAACAUAAGAUGGAUCAAUAUCUAAGCUUUGUUCUAAGUGAAAUUUUUGAGAGAUUGUGCAAUGAAGUGGUUACUGAAAACGAACUGUCCAGCCUGCAAUCAAUUGUUGUAAAGCUGGUCACCCAUUUUGGUGAUAUGAAAUACUUUUUUGAAUUAGACUAUCUUGUUGACAUAUUAGAUGUCAUGCAUGGGAGCUCAAGAAGCAUCGUUAGUAUGCACAUCCUUACAAAUGCAACAAGAAAUGAUCGCAUUGAUGAUCCUACCACGAUGAAACUGCUUUUUGAUGUUGCACAGUCUCUGCAUGAUAAUGUUGAUUUCUCAAGCACUAAACAGGAUGAUAAUCAUCAAGCAGAGCGUUUGAUUGCUUGUUUUGUUGAUAAGGUUGACCAUGGUACGGAUCUGGAUCGCCAUUUGACAUUCUUGGUUGAAUGUCGUGGAGCUUUUAGCAGCAUGAAUGAUUUGAAGGAGAUCCUUGUUCAUUCGAGCAAUCUUUUGGCAACUAGAGCUUUGAGAGAGAAAAAAGAUAAUUUAAAUUUUAUCAAAUCUUGCGUUACAUUUAAUGAAGUUACAAUACCAUGUAUUCCUUCUUAUUCCAGGCAGUUAAUCUUAUAUCUUGAAACGGCAGAGGUUUCUUUAUUUGGAGGACUGAUUUCUCAUACAGAUGGACUUCUCGAUUCUGCACUCGGUUGCUUACAAAAUGUUUAUCUGGUUGAUGGCUUGAGAAAAUCCAAUGAAGACGCUGAUGGUAUUGUUUCCUUAAUCAGAAAGCUAUGCAGCUUCAUGCUCUUGGUUCCAGGUAAUUUGGAACAAGGAGUUGCCCACAUUCCAAAGAGCAUAUUAUCUUUGCUUGAUUCAGAAUCAUGGAUCACACCCAAAGUCAGGAUACAAGUUUUGUGUUCACUUCUUUCAUUAUCUGCAACAUUUGCUCAAAAUGAGCUCCCAUACCAUGCAAUUCAUGAAGAGGUUAUUGGCAAUGACCGUUUAUUCUUCGGUCAUGCGACAUAUUUCCAAGAGCUUGGAUCAUUAUCUAGUGUUAUUCUUCGUAAUAUGAUUGAUACUAUUCAAGGAGAAUCUUCUCAGGUUACCCGCGGAAAGUUGGCACUUGAAGCUUGCAACUGCAUUGCCUCAUUUUAUGAAGUGAAUCAUGAGAUAUCAUCUGUAUGCUCUAAGUUGGUCGAGACCGCCACAUCAUGUCUCGGAGCUGAUAAUAGAUACUUGCAGUCGACGAUUCAAUUUGUUCAUAAAGAGUCCUCAACGUGUCUCUAGAUACAAUAUUGUACAUUAACACAACAUGUUUUUCACAAACAAUUUGAUGAUAGAGUCAUAAAGAAUCUUUUGUGUAGCCCAUUGAAUACUGUUUUCUACAGUUGGUAAAAUGUGAAAGUUUUAAGCUUCCACAAGACUAGAAGUUUAACAAGGA
Messenger RNA from Erigeron canadensis, 3040 nucleotides. RefSeq names its product VPS35 endosomal protein sorting factor-like. The record is from RefSeq and is a predicted model, not a curated record. NCBI's taxonomy places the organism in Eukaryota, Viridiplantae, Streptophyta, Magnoliopsida, Asterales, Asteraceae. Bases 145 to 2886 code for a protein of 913 amino acids. The transcript is spliced from 23 exons. Gene Ontology annotation, cellular component: endosome. Gene Ontology annotation, biological process: endocytic recycling.